AAUUUAUGAGCAAGCAACUUUCGAAGAUACAUACUCCAAUUAUUAAACAUGACAAUUUACAAUUUAUUCGUUCUGUGUGGAACAAGGUAACAAGAUGCAAUUAACUUGUCUGCUACAAAUUAUUUGCUUGUUAAAUAUAAACUAUGCAAAUCUUAAAUUAAUAAAUUUUACCAAUAUUACCUGCGAAACUAUGGAUACAACUAUAAGUACCAUCGAGUAUUGUUACAUAGGCCAUGUAAAUGAACUGAAAAACUAUAUGAGCUUACGUUACGCUCUCAGAAAGCCGAUCAUAAAGGAUAUUGGCUUUCACUUGCAAUUAAUGAUACGAAGCAAUGGUUGGAAACCAUUUCUCUAUGGCAUUGAUAUCGACAUGUGUCGUUUUUGGAAAUCAAAUUACAACGCCAUUGCCAAGCUCGUUUUUUCUCUUCUCGAAGGCCACACAAACAUUAAUCACAGUUGUCCUUAUAAGGAUGAGAAGUACAUAUUUAUUGAUAAUCUCAUGAAUACGGAUAUAUCUCGAAAAAUUCGCGGACUUCCUUUUGGCAAGGGGCUUUAUGCGCUGAACGUUGAAUGGUCGUGGAAAAAUAUAUCGCGUGUUCGGGCAAAAAUAUACUUUGAGGUUUUGAAGGUCUAACUUUAGAGUGUGUAAAUAUUUUAACAUCGACAUAUAUUAUUGAGCCAGCUAUUGACGUAUUUAAUAUUUUUAUAUUAAUAACAAUGUUUCAAUGUACUAUAUGGUUUAAUUAUAAAACAAUUAAAUAUUAGUGUAUUUUAAUAUAAAUAA
Drosophila albomicans is the source of this 784-nucleotide messenger RNA. RefSeq lists its product as uncharacterized. Lineage: Eukaryota; Metazoa; Arthropoda; Insecta; Diptera; Drosophilidae. The transcript is spliced from 4 exons. Bases 95 to 634 code for a protein of 179 amino acids. The record is from RefSeq and is a predicted model, not a curated record.